Babesia bovis T2Bo is the source of this 539-nucleotide messenger RNA. RefSeq lists its product as uncharacterized. NCBI's taxonomy places the organism in Eukaryota, Apicomplexa, Aconoidasida, Piroplasmida, Babesiidae. The transcript has 2 exons. Bases 17 to 526 code for a protein of 169 amino acids. The record is from RefSeq and is a predicted model, not a curated record.
AUAUACAUUUAGUCCGAUGGAUGAUAAGAAAUCAUCACCGGUUCUUGUACCGGCUGAUGUGACGAUUUGUGAGAGUUUAUACUCUACUGGUAAUCGUCAUCUUCCUUUUUUGGAGCGUUUUGGGUUAUUACUUACUCCUGAGCCAUGGCGUUUUACAUUUUCUCGUAACGGUCGUCGUGACCUUGAAUCUGUUUUGACUAAGAGUUACGGGGACAAUGACGAUACCAUUACGGAGAUAUUGAAGACUCGUCAGGAAUCUGUACGUAAGCAGGUUUGUGCUCGUACUUUUAAUUUUUUUGGCACUGUUGGUUUGGGCGCUUUGACAUUGUAUUCUCUGAGGUACCAUUCUAUUAAGACCAAGGUUCUCGUUAUGCCAUUUGCUACUUAUGCUGGUUCAUUACUUGGUCGUGCAUUUGGCGAUUGCUAUUUUGGUCGUUGGGAGGAGUAUGGUCGUGAGCGUGCUCUUGGUGAUUUACCUGGGAAGCGUUACAUGACAGAGUCUGAAAUUAGAUCGUACAGUAACUGAGUUGUAAAUUUUU